This is a messenger RNA of Ctenocephalides felis (cat flea), 2217 nucleotides long. Its product is annotated as RNA-binding protein Musashi homolog Rbp6-like. Gene Ontology annotation, molecular function: RNA binding. The transcript is spliced from 15 exons. Gene Ontology annotation, cellular component: cytoplasm. The record is from RefSeq and is a predicted model, not a curated record. NCBI's taxonomy places the organism in Eukaryota, Metazoa, Arthropoda, Insecta, Siphonaptera, Pulicidae. Bases 651 to 1943 code for a protein of 430 amino acids.
AGCGUGCGACCAACAGCGCACGCAUUCAUCAUCAAAAAACACACAAUAAAAAACACAAUAGGUCACUUUUUUUUAUUUAAUUUCAUUUAAUUUAAUAAACUAAUCAACUUAACCGACGAAAAAAAUAAUUAGUCAAAUAGUAAAAACAUAGAGCCGACCUCAAGCCAAAACGGUAGAAAUAAAGCAUUACAAUUCGCCGACUGAAUAGAGAAACACACAAUCGAUAAUUGAAAACAUUAAAAAGGAAAAGGAAACUGUAGUGGAUUAAUUUGAAACAAAACGAAACGAAUAAAGAAGUGUUAGUUGCUAUUUUAUACGCGAACAACCGUUUGUACAAACAAAUAGUUAAAACUUUAAAUCAAUACUAAAAUGUUAAGUGCGUCUUAACCAACCCCAAACUGAUGUGUUUUUUUUACUCUACCUAUCUAUCACCAUUAUUAUUAUUAUCGUGAUGUUCUUUAAAUUUUAAUCAUUACAAUUUUAUUAAUAUAAAUGCAUAUUUAAAAAAGAUGUGUGCGUAUGUAUAUGUAUUUGGGGUUAUGUAACGUUAGAGUAGCGAUAGUGCUGUCCGAUACUCCGCGAGUAAUUUCGAUAUUGCGUGCUAAAGUGUGUUGAGUUUUUCGUUUGGUUUGGUUUCAAGUUUUUUUUAGAUGGUUGAAAGUGGCACCAUGGUCGAUCUGAGUGGUGUUUCGCCUGCUGAGGUCCCAAAUGACCCGGGAAAAAUGUUUAUUGGCGGCUUAAGUUGGCAAACGAUACCAGAAAGUCUACGAGAGUACUUCAGCAAAUUCGGUGACAUAUCAGAAGUGAUGGUCAUGAAGGACCCCACGACGAGGAGGUCAAGGGGCUUCGGCUUCGUGACCUUUUCCGACCCCACUAGCGUCGACAAAGUUUUGGCAGCCGGCACGCACGAAUUGGACGGCAAAAAGAUCGAUCCAAAAGUAGCAUUCCCAAGGAGAGCACAUCCAAAGAUGGUGACGAGGACAAAAAAGAUUUUCGUGGGCGGUUUGAGCGCUCCCACGACAUUAGAGGACGUCAAAUCAUAUUUCGAACAGUUCGGACCGAUUGAAGACGCGAUGCUAAUGUUCGACAAACAGACCAACAGGCACAGGGGGUUCGGUUUUGUCACAUUCCAGAGUGAGGACGUCGUGGACAAGGUGUGCGAGAUACAUUUCCACGAAAUAAACAACAAAAUGGUGGAGUGUAAGAAGGCCCAGCCUAAAGAGGUGAUGUUGCCGGCCAACUUGGCCAAAACCAGGACGGCCGGAGGAGCUCCUGGUUCACGAGGGGCAUACGAUUUUAUGUGGUCUUUGGGCGCACUACCUGAUGGUUUUCCUGCAGCAGCCUACGCCGCCUACGCAGCCGGAAGGGGCUACUCCGGUUAUCCUAGCUUCGGCCUGCCCUAUCCUACCGUUGAUCUAACCAAUGGCCAGUUGACCCCAAAUAAUAACACGCCGCUGUUGACCCAGGCUCUGUCAGUGAUGAACAACUAUCAAGCAGCAGCAGCAGUGGCGGCGGCCACCGGAGGCGGUUUCGUUCCGCCAGCCUCACCUCACGGAGGCACCGCCGUUGUAGGACCAGCACCCGCAGGAACCCCCGUAGGCAGCACGGGACCCGCCAGAUACGGACCUGCUCAGCCUGGGACUCCGGGUGGAGCUGUGGUAUCAGCCGGGGGCACAGGAGGAUCUCCGGGACCCGCGAUAGACUUGUACGCCGCCACUGCGCUUGGAGGAGUCGCCACACUCGACCAACAGACUCCUACUGGUACAACAAUGUACGCUCACCAUCCGCAUGCGGCUGUGCACCAUCCGUUGCACCACCAGACUCCCGGAGGCGCCGGAGGGAGCCCCCAGCCGCCUCCUGCGGCGUACCCGGCGAUUGCGGUGAGCAGGGCGCCCAUCAAUUACACUCCGAGAUCGCCAAUAACCAACGGAUACCACUGUUGAAAUGUACCGGUAAGAAAAAAAAACAAACAAAGCAACCAAAAUGGUAAUAAUAAUUUCCAAAAAAAGCAAAAAUUAUUAUUACAUCCAGAGAAACCCAGUCAAUAUUAGAAUCAAUUCCCAGUUAAUUUUUUUAAUCGAUUUUAAAAUUAAGAAAGCAAAAAAUAUGAUAAGAAAAAAUGAGCAGGUUAAGGAAUCUAAAUGCAUUUUUAAGGGAACUCAAAGAAGUGAUUGGAGAUUGUUGGAGACAGAAAUACAUAUAUACAUAUACAUCCGG